Molecule: messenger RNA, 3224 nt
Organism: Phoenix dactylifera (date palm)
Lineage: Eukaryota; Viridiplantae; Streptophyta; Magnoliopsida; Arecales; Arecaceae
Gene: KT1
Product: potassium transporter 1
Biological process (GO): potassium ion transmembrane transport
Cellular component (GO): membrane
Molecular function (GO): potassium ion transmembrane transporter activity
Source: RefSeq, a predicted model, not a curated record
UUUCGUUUGCCUACUACUCCAUUAUCACCAUGAGCUCUGCCAACGCACCAUCCUUUGCGUCAGAGGAAGGCUCAACUCCCGCUGGCCGGAGAAGACCUUCCUGCAAGACUGUCUUGACACUUGCUUACCAGAGUCUCGGCGUGGUCUAUGGAGAUCUGAGUACUUCUCCUUUAUAUGUUUACAAGACGACCUUCUCAGGAAAAUUAAGCCUUCAUGAGGAUGAUGAGGAGGUUUUUGGUGUGCUUUCCUUCAUCUUCUGGACCUUAACUCUCAUUCCUCUCUUCAAGUACAUCUAUUUCGUAUUGUCAGCAGAUGAUAAUGGUGAAGGUGGUCCCUUUGCACUAUAUUCACUGCUUUGUAGACAUGCAAACUUAUGCCUUCUACCUAAUCAGCAAGCAGCUGAUGAGAGCUUGUUAACCUGUAACAUGGAAGGUGCUGCAGACACGUGGCAGAGUUCUAUGCUCAAGGAGUUAUUCAAAAAACAUCCAAGGUUCCGAAAUGGUCUGCUUAUAGUUGUUCUGCUGGGAACUUGUAUGACAAUUGGUGAUGGGGUGCUUACCCCAGCAAUCUCAGUUCUUUCUGCAGUCUCGGGUGUUGGAGUGAAAAUCACACAUCUCCAUGAGAAUUACAUUGUGGCAAUCUCUUGUGCAAUCUUGGUGGGUCUCUUCUCGCUCCAGCAUCAUGGGACACACCGAGUUGGUUUUUUGUUUGCACCAAUAGUCACAGCAUGGCUUCUAUGCAUUAGUGGUAUUGGUAUUUAUAAUAUAUUUCGAUGGAAUCAAAGUAUUAUCCGUGCCCUUUCACCGUUAUAUAUGUUUAGAUUCCUCAAAAGUACGGGCAUAGAAGGCUGGGUGUCGCUAGGAGGAGUGGUGCUCUGUAUUACAGGUGCUGAGACAAUGUUUGCCAAUUUGGGUCAUUUCUCUCCACGUUCAAUCAAGAUGGCAUUUUCUUUUCUGGUAUAUCCCUGUCUUAUUCUUGCUUAUAUGGGUGAAGCUGCAUUUCUUUCUAAACACCAUGAAGAUAUUCAACGAAGCUUCUACAAAGCUAUACCAGAAGCUGUUUUUUGGCCUGUCUUCGUAGUGGCCACUCUUGCAGCAAUAGUUGGAAGUCAGGCUGUGAUAUCAGCAACCUUUUCUAUCAUAAGCCAGUGUUGUUCCCUGAGUUGCUUCCCUCGUGUAAAAAUUGUCCAUACUUCAAACCAAAUUUAUGGGCAGAUAUAUAUUCCUGAAGUCAAUUGGAUUCUCAUGUGUCUCUGCUUAGCCGUCACUAUUGGUUUGAGGAACACCAACACCAUCGGCCAUGCAUAUGGGUUUGCUGUCACGAUUGUCAUCUUUGUGACCACUUGCUUGAUGUCUUUGGUGAUAAUAAUUGCAUGGAAACAGAAGAUAAUGAUGGCUAUAGCUUUUCUUGUGUUUUUUGGAUCUAUAGAAUUGCUAUACAUCUCAGCUUCCUUCAUCAAGAUUCCAGAAGGGGGUUGGAUCCCAAUUGUUCUCUCUAUGAUCUUUAUGAGUGUGAUGUACAUAUGGAACUAUGGGACAUUGAAAAAGCAUGAAUUUGAUUUGGAGAAUAAGGUCUCAGUAAACAGAAUUUUGGUUCUGGGGCCCACACUAGGAAUGGUUCGGGUGCCGGGAAUUGGACUUGUCUAUGGUGAUUUGGUAACUGGGGUGCCAGCUGUUUUUGGACAUUUUGCAACAAACUUGCCUGCAUUUCAUCAGAUCUUGGUUUUUGUGUGUAUCAAAUCUGUCCAAGUUCCCUUUGUUUCUGAAGGGGAGCGAUUUCUUAUAGGCAGGAUAGGGCCAAAGGAGUUUCAUAUCUUCAGAUGUAUAGUUCGUUACGGUUACAAAGAUCUGCAGCAAGAUAUUUAUGAUUUUGAGAAUAUACUGGUGUCUAAAAUUUUAGCAUUUGUGGAGAUGGAAGACAACUUGCAGGCACUAAACAAAGGAAUAACUUACGACUUAAGGGUAUCAAAUCCUGAAUGUCCUGAUAUUUUUGUGCCAUCUGUAACAGGUCAAAAAUUUGAGCAGGAUUUGCUGUCUUCCUCAGAUACAUAUCUAGUGAAACCAGGGGACUUCAGGCUUAUGGAAGGUUCUUUUUGUAAGGAUGAAUCUUUGGAGAUUUUGAAAGCCAAGGAAUCUGGUGUGGUCUACAUUCUGGGACAUUCAUAUGCCAGGGCAAAGAAAUCAUCCUCCCUCAUCAAGAAAUUUGUGAUUGAUGUAAUAUAUGCUUUUCUUAGCAAAAAUUGCAGAGGACCCAAUGAUCUCUUAAAUCUGCCUCACUCUUUAUUGCUUGAAGUUGGUAUGAACUCUUAUGUUUAAGGAAAGAAAAAUAGUUUUCUUCUGCACCCGUGAAGUUAUUGAUCAUCUUCAAACAAAACGAACACAAACAAGCUCCUCUAUGAUUCAUUAGUGACAGAUGUUGAAUUGGUUCAAAUGACAAUUUCAUUCAUGUUGUCAGAAGAAAGGAGCUGGAUUAUUAAAUGCAUGAUUUCCUCCUCUUCAAGAAAUGGAAAGUAAACUGACAAUGUUACUCAUCUUUUUUGAUAGUGACUGAUAAUGUUAUUUAUCAAAGAUGCAAAAUUGCUCUUUAUGUUAUGAUAAAGAAGCUUCAGUUCAACAUGUUGUUAGGUUGUGAGGAGCAUAGUCUUUAAUGGAUGGAUAGAUAAUUUUGGAUCCUCGGGCCAUAGAAAGAUACAAGAACAAAAGGAAAAAUGAGUUGUUGACCUCUCUCUGGAAAAAAAUUACUUGUACGUACUAUAUCAAUGGGUUUUGCUGCAGAAAAUGAUUGCAGCUAGUUCAUGCUUAUUUCCUUUUGGGUAUGUUUUGACUGAGUUAUUUUGCUUCCUUUAUUUAUAUUUCACAGAAUGCUUGAUGAACAUCUACUGAUGCCCAGCUACUUAUGAAUUCUUGCAAGAAGAAACAGUGGUAGUCAAACUGUAUGAUGAUUUUGAAGUGUGGUCUGUCCAUGCCUAACAUUAUGGCACCAACUUUCUUUCGCUCCAUGCUUGCUUCCAUCUCAUGGAGUCCAGGCAAAACACAGUUCACUGAUUGUUGAAGACUGUGAGACAAGCAUAAUAGAGAGCUUCAUCUAGUUAAAUUUGUUGGCUGUCAGAUGUAUAUUUUGACCUCACAAAAUGGGUUAGUUUAUUUUUAUUAUUCUUCUUUUUUGAAGAUAUAAUGUGCUACUUUAUAUGCUGACAAUGUAAACAAGUUUACCAUUCUCACAUA